Molecule: messenger RNA, 1935 nt
Organism: Lactuca sativa (garden lettuce)
Lineage: Eukaryota; Viridiplantae; Streptophyta; Magnoliopsida; Asterales; Asteraceae
Biological process (GO): IRE1-mediated unfolded protein response; protein phosphorylation; intrinsic apoptotic signaling pathway in response to endoplasmic reticulum stress
Cellular component (GO): IRE1-TRAF2-ASK1 complex
Molecular function (GO): RNA endonuclease activity; ATP binding; protein serine/threonine kinase activity
Source: RefSeq, a predicted model, not a curated record
AGGACUGCGACUCGUUUCUCUUGAAUUUGAAAAACACGCUGACCCCACCUGUGUUGGAUUCCACCGGUUUUACCAACCGGUUUAUGACCCGGAGCUUAAAUACGAGACAUAGAGACAGAAUUCGUCAUUCGCUCAUUCUCUACACACAGACACACAAGCUGUUCUUAGACCUCAUACUCUCUCGUAUGUGUUAGGUUUCCUUGUAGGGUUUGUUCUUGUUCACGUACUUUGUAAUUGCUAUGUUAGUUUCUUAGGUCAUAUGAGUGUGGGUAUAAUCUGUAACGAGCUUUGGUUGUAUCUGUAUUCCAUUUUUCAAUAAAAAGAGUUCGUUUUUUUAACAAUAGUCUUGUUAACAUAUACUUCUUUACAAAGCAGCGGCAGCAACAAGCAUACGCUUUCGAAUAACCUGUUCACAACUUCAAGUACACUUCUCUAAGAAGCAGCGGUAGCAGCAAGCAGAGUCGAAUAGAGGACAGCCAGAUCCUAAAUUUCUUCUUGAUCAAGGUCUUAAUCUUGGUCUGAUAACAGGCAAGAGUAAAAACAACCAUCAAAAGAAAAUGACCAACAAUCAAAAUAAGAAGUCAAAUUGCCCGGGGGACACAACGGAGAGUAGAGCAGACACACCGCCGGUCCCAGCGGUGCUAGAGAUCGAUGCUAAUAGAUCUGUAGCGCAGACGUUGGUCGAUAAUACGUAUCCAUGUGGGCAUAAAAGGGUUGGGGUUUUAGAGUACACUGUUGAUAUCAUGAGAUAUAGCUUGAAGAUCAAGCCCGAUCAAAAUGACAUGGAAAAAUACCGUAUUGAGUUCACUUAUGAUGCCCAUGUUGAUGGCAGCAUCACUCUUUAUUUCUUUGAAAUAGGGGGAGAAGACUUAGCUAAAAAGCUGCUUCAAACCAUUACAGUAGAAGUCAAAAAAGGAUUGUGCAAGAAAUUUAUACAUACAGGAGAUCUAUUUGACCUUCCCUUACAUAAGAGAGGUUUAACAGAGGUUUAUCAUUUAGCAAUAAAGACACAUGCAACUUCAUGCAACUCAAAACAUGGAAGUUCUUCGGACCCAAAAGAUGAAAGUACAGACUGUGUUACCCAAUCAACUCUAGCAGUGUUUGAGAAGGUGAAGGGUGAAAACCAGGUUAGGGUUACAAACCAGAUCAUAUGGGUGAAUGGACAGAUGCAUGUGUGUCAUGAUUUUGUUGGAUUAUGUAAGCCCAUGGGUAUUGAUCGGAAAGAUCUUGGUAACAAUUGUCUUCUAUGUUUAUCAAAAAGCUACCCUGGUAUACAUCGUCCAAUUGGGAACAUAUCACUUUCUAAAAAAGAAAUUGGGCAGGGGAGGGAUGGAACUCUUGUAUUCGAGGGAACUUAUGCUGGUAGAGAGGCUGCUGUGAAAAGGACUCGUAUUAUGCAUCGUGAUGUUGCAAACAACGAGAUUCAAAUUUUGAAGGAAAUUGAUCAUCCUAAUAUUGUUCGGUUUUAUGGUAAGGAGGAUGAUGGACGUUUUGUUUAUACUGCUCUUGAGAGGUGUCAAUGCAAUUUACGUGAGUUGAUAUCGUCAUGUGAUGAAUCGGAUGGAUUCAAGCUGAAACUGGACGGUUUCAGGGAUUUGGAACUAUGGAAGGUCAAUGUAUAUCCUUCAGAGCACUUGUUGGAAAUUUUAAGGGAUAUAGUUAAAGGAACUGCCCAUUUACAUGAACUUGGAAUUUUUCACAUGAACUUGAACUCUCAAAACAUCUUAAUACACAGAGAUACUUCCAUUACGACAAAAGUCUCCGGAAUGGGCAGAAGCAAGCGCUGCCUAUCUGACAAUAAAUCUUCUUUAACCGAAAGCACAACAAGCAAGUCUUCUUUUAUUGUUUCAUUUAUGAUUUAUGAUAUGAUAGAUUACUUUACUGAUAUUUGAAUGGGCAAGAAAAAGAAAAAUAGUUUCUAAUUGUUCCUUAUUA